Messenger RNA from Trichobilharzia regenti, 579 nucleotides. The record is from the annotation of a GenBank genome assembly. NCBI's taxonomy places the organism in Eukaryota, Metazoa, Platyhelminthes, Trematoda, Strigeidida, Schistosomatidae.
AUGGUGGAUGAAACGCCAAACAAUCUUAGGUUCAGACCUACCGAGAGUGAACAAUUCCAGAAAUCAUCUGAGAGACAGCCCAAUAAAUCCCCCAGUUUGAUUAAGUCAUUUUACGAACUUGGUCGUUUCGGUAAACCGAUAGGUUUUUCAGUCAACUGGGGUGCUAUGCUGGCCUAUGCUGCCAUUGUGGGUUAUAUUAACCCUUCUAUCACAUUUCCUCUGUAUCUGGCUGGCGUCAAUUGGACAAUGAUUUACGACACAAUAUACGCACAUCAGGAUGUUAAUGAUGACAUCCUUAUAGGUGUCAAAUCGACCGCCGUUCUAUUUGGAGAGAAAACUAAAUCAUAUUUGGCCAUUUUUCACACGGGAAUGACAGUGUGUUUUCUCAUUGCUGGGAUUAAUGCUCAGGCUGGUUGGAUUUAUUACCUCGGGACGUUAUGCACUAUGUUGCAUAUAGCCAAUAUGAUACGAGAAGUAGACUUGAAGAAUCCUGCUUCUUGUUCACAGACGUUUGAAACCACUAGAACAUCUGGUCUCUUGUUCUUUCUUACUAUUGUACUUGAUAACAUGUACACCUAA